Labrus bergylta (ballan wrasse) is the source of this 13603-nucleotide messenger RNA. The record is from RefSeq and is a predicted model, not a curated record. NCBI's taxonomy places the organism in Eukaryota, Metazoa, Chordata, Actinopteri, Labriformes, Labridae.
AUGGCUCGCUUUGAAGACGAAGUGCCCAGCCGCUAUGGAGGCGGCUGUCCCGCGGGUCCGGCCAGAGGGGCCAGCCGGCAGCCGGGGCCUCCGGGGGUCCAGAGGAUGUACAAGCAGACGAUGGCCCAGAGAGCCCGGACCAUGGCUAUUUACAACCCCAUUCCUGUCAGACAGAGCUGCCUCACCGUUAACCGCUCCAUGUUCAUCUUCAGUGAGGAUAACAUCAUACGGAAAUAUGCCAAAAAGAUCACCGAAUGGCCUCCAUUUGAGUACAUGAUCCUGGCCACCAUUAUUGCAAACUGCAUCGUGCUGGCCUUGGAGCAACACCUACCGGCCUCAGACAAAACACCGAUGUCAGAGCGUUUGGAUGACACAGAGCCCUACUUUAUUGGAAUAUUUUGUUUUGAGGCUGGCAUCAAGAUCAUCGCUCUGGGCUUUGCCUUUCACAAAGGCUCCUACCUGCGUAAUGGCUGGAAUGUAAUGGACUUUGUGGUGGUCCUAACAGGGAUCCUGGCCACUGUGGGGGCAGAUUUUGAUCUACGAACGCUGCGGGCCGUGAGGGUACUACGACCACUCAAACUGGUCUCUGGCAUUCCAAGUCUUCAAGUAGUGUUGAAGUCCAUUAUGAAAGCCAUGGUACCUCUGCUGCAGAUCGGCCUGCUGCUCUUCUUCGCCAUCCUCAUGUUUGCCAUCAUCGGCCUGGACUUCUACAUGGGCAAGUUCCACCGCACCUGCUUCAGGAUCGACACGGGUGAGCAGGCAGCUGAUUUCCCCUGUGGUCUGGAGGCCCCGGCCAGGACCUGCGCUAACGGCACCGUCUGUAAGGAGUACUGGAUCGGACCCAGCUUUGGCAUCACCAACUUUGACAACAUCCUGUUCGCUGUUCUCACAGUGUUCCAGUGCAUCACCAUGGAAGGAUGGGUGGACAUCCUCUAUAACGCCAAUGAUGCCUCUGGAAACACGUGGAACUGGCUGUACUUCAUCCCCCUCAUCAUCAUCGGGUCCUUCUUUAUGCUCAACCUGGUCCUGGGUGUGCUGUCAGGGGAGUUUGCCAAGGAGAGAGAGCGGGUGGAGAAGAGGCAGGAGUUCCUGAAGCUCCGCAGACAGCAGCAGAUAGAGAGAGAGUUGACUGGGUACCUGGAGUGGAUCUGCAAAGCAGAGGAGGUGAUGCUGGCUGAGGAAGACAAGAACGCAGAGGAGAAAUCUCUGGAUGGAGCGUGGUACAAAAGGAAACAACACAACUCUGUGUUGAAACGGACCAAGAAGAGUAAGAACGACCUCAUCAAUGCAGAGGAAGGAGAGGACCACUUCACUGACAUCUCAUCUGUUGGGUCUCCUUUCACCCGGGCCAGCUUGAAGAGCCAAAAAGAAAACUCGUCCUACUUCAGGAGGAAAGAGAAGAGAAUCCGCUUCACCAUCCGCCGGCUGGUCAAGUCUCAGAGUUUCUACUGGACCGUUCUGUGUCUGGUCGGCCUGAACACGCUGUGUGUGGCCAUCGUACACUACGACCAGCCAGAUUGGCUCACAUAUGCACUAUACCUGGCCGAGUUUGUAUUCCUCGGCCUGUUCCUGGCAGAGAUGUCCAUGAAAAUGUAUGGCCUUGGCCCCCAGAACUACUUCCACUCCUCCUUUAACUGCUUCGACUUUGGGGUGAUUAUUGGCAGUAUUUUUGAGGUGAUCUGGGCUGCUAUUAAACCUGGCGCUUCAUUUGGGAUCAGCGUCCUGCGGGCUCUGAGGCUGCUCAGGAUCUUCAAAGUCACCAAGUACUGGAACUCUCUGAGGAACCUGGUGGUAUCUCUGCUCAACUCCAUGAAGUCCAUUAUCAGCCUGCUGUUCCUCCUCUUCCUCUUCAUCGUGGUCUUCGCUCUUCUGGGCAUGCAGCUGUUCGGUGGCCAGUUUAAUUUUGAAGAUGAAACGCCGACAACCAACUUUGACACCUUCCCUGCGGCGAUUCUCACCGUCUUCCAGAUCCUGACUGGGGAGGACUGGAACGCAGUCAUGUACCACGGGAUUGAAUCGCAGGGGGGCGUCCGCGGGGGGAUGUUCUCCUCCAUUUAUUUCAUUGUUCUUACUCUCUUUGGAAACUACACACUCCUCAACGUGUUCUUGGCCAUUGCUGUCGAUAACCUGGCUAAUGCCCAGGAGCUCACUAAGGAUGAAGAGGAGCAGGAGGAGGCCAUCAAUAAGAAACUUGCAAUGCAAAAGGCCAAGGAGGUAAAGGAGGUCAGCCCCCUGUCGGCGGCAAACAUUUCCAUCACAGCUUUUCUAACACGCAGUCGAGGUAACGCGCACUCUAGCAGCUCAUCCAUCUGCAGCGUUAACUCACUGAGUUAUGUCUGCACCCCCGUCCAUCACUACCUGAGUAAGGAGCAGCAGAAGUCGAUGAAGACGAUGUCGGUGUGGGAGCAGAGGGCCAACCAGCUGAGGAGGCAGAACCAGGCGAGCUGUGAGGCGCUCUACAGCGAGCUGGAGCCUGAGGAGCGUCUCCGCCGGUCCUCCGCCCUCAACAUCCGGCCAGACAUGAAGACCCACCUGGACCGCCCGCUGGUUGUUGAACCUCUCGACGGGCCUUUGGUGGGGGGCCACCAGCACCACCAUCACAAACCGGGCAUGCCGGAAGACGCCGAGAAUGCUGCUGAUCCUCCUCCUCCUCCUGCUGUGCACCACCAGUCUCGCCGCCACCACCGCCACAGAGACCGGGCCAGAAGGAGAGAGGAAGCCAACGAAAACGGGGACACCGGUAAGGACGGGGGGCACCACGUCCAUCACAGCCGCUCCAAAGACCACGAGUGUAGCAGAGGCAAAGAGGGGAAGAGCGAGAGGUCCCACAGCCGAGAGGGAGGCAGAAAGCAUCACCAUCAGAGCUCGAUGGACGACAGCGGAGGAGGAGGAGGUGAGAGGGAGCACCGUCAUCAUCACUCGCACCGUCAGGCCAAAGGGGGCAACGGGACUGUGAACGGUGGAGGGAGGGGGGAGCGCAGAUCGAGACACAAAGACGGACGCUCGUGUAACAGGGAUGGGGAUAAGAAUCCCCGGGCAGAGAACGGAGAGAGGAGGAGACAUCGGACUCAUGGAUCCAGAGGUCAGUCCACAGCUGAAGGAGAGGAGUCCAACGAGAGAGAGAAGAACCACACUCACAGGUGAGAGUUUGGAGACUCAGAGGGGGAGUCCCUCACCAUCUCCCCCCAGCAGGGCUCUGAUGGGACCAACCAGCCUCCUGACCAACCAGAGGACUCAGACAACCAGAAGAAUGUCAGACGGACUGGACAAUCCUCCAUCCACAUCCCUCCUGUCACCAUCACCUCCCCACCUGGAGAGACAACCGUCAUACAAAUGAACAGUAUGGACUGUGAGACGAUGCCUAUGACUGAGAGGAACGUGGAGGAUCAAGGUCCAAGUGGACCAAAACCCAUCCUGCCUUACAGCUCCAUGUUUGUCUUUGGACAGACCAACCCGGUGAGGCGUCUAUGUCACUACAUAGUGACUCUGCGUUAUUUUGAGAUGUCCAUCCUGGUCGUCAUUGCAAUGAGCAGCAUCGCUCUGGCAGCAGAGGACCCUGUGUGGACCAACGCCCCUCGCAACAAUGUGCUCAAAUAUCUGGAUUAUGCCUUCACUGGUGUUUUCACUUUUGAAAUGGUGAUCAAGAUGGUGGACCUAGGCCUGCUGCUUCAUCCUGGAGCUUACUUCAGAGACCUGUGGAACAUCCUGGACUUCAUAGUGGUCAGUGGGGCGCUGGUGGCUUUUGCAUUUUCGAGCUUCAUGGGUAGAUCGCAACAAGGUGUGAACAGGGGGACCAAAGGCAAAGACAUCAGCACCAUCAAGUCUCUGAGGGUUCUCCGUGUCCUCCGGCCUCUCAAGACCAUCAAACGUCUGCCCAAACUCAAGGCCGUCUUCGACUGUGUGGUCAACUCUCUGAAGAACGUGCUGAACAUCCUCAUCGUCUACAUCCUUUUCAUGUUCAUCUUCGCCGUCAUCGCCGUUCAGCUCUUCAAGGGGAAGUUCUUCUACUGCACUGACGAGUCCAAGGGUCUGGAGAAGGACUGCAAAGGACAGUUCCUAGACUAUGACAAAGACGAGGUGGCGUCCAUGCCCAGAGAGUGGAGGAAAUAUGAGUUCCAUUAUGACAACGUGCUGUGGGCCUUCCUGACGCUCUUCACCGUCUCCACCGGGGAGGGCUGGCCAACAGUUUUGAAGCACUCUGUGGACGCCACCUUUGAAGACAAGGGUCCCAGUCCAGGCUACCGGAUAGAGAUGUCAAUCUUCUAUGUGGUCUACUUUGUGGUCUUCCCUUUCUUCUUCGUCAACAUCUUUGUCGCUCUGAUCAUCAUCACCUUCCAGGAACAGGGAGACAAGGCGAUGUCUGAGUGCAGCUUGGAAAAGAACGAGAGGGCUUGUAUCGACUUUGCCAUAAACGCCAAACCUCUGACGCGCUACAUGCCCGAGAACACGCAGUCCUUCCAGUACAGGAUGUGGAAGUUUGUAGUCUCACCUCCGUUUGAGUACUCCAUCAUGAUCAUGAUCGCUCUCAACACUGUCGUCCUCAUGAUGAAGUUUCAUGGAGCUCCAGACUUCUAUGAAACGAUGCUGAAAAACCUCAACAUAGUCUUCACCACUCUCUUCUCUCUGGAGUGUAUCCUCAAGAUUAUAGCUUUUGGUCCAUUGAACUACCUGAAGGACGCCUGGAACGUGUUUGACUUUGUGACUGUGUUGGGCAGCAUCACUGACAUCCUGGUGACUGAAAUCAAUACUACGGACCGACUGCUGAACCUGAGCUUCCUGAGGUUGUUCAGAGCCGCUCGGCUCAUCAAGCUGCUGAGGCAGGGCUACACCAUCCGCAUCCUGCUGUGGACCUUCGUCCAGUCCUUUAAGGCCCUGCCUUAUGUCUGCCUGCUGAUUGCUAUGCUGUUCUUCAUUUAUGCCAUCAUUGGGAUGCAGGUGUUUGGCAACAUUGAGCUGAAUGAAGACACAGCAAUCAAUCACCACAACAACUUCCGCACUUUCCUCCAAGCUCUCAUGCUGCUGUUCAGGAGUGCAACUGGCGAGGCCUGGCACGAGAUCAUGUUAUCGUGUUUGAGUCAUCGAGUCUGUGACGAGAAGUCGGGGUCCCAGGGGAAACAGUGUGGAAGUGAUUUUGCCUACUUCUACUUUGUCUCCUUUAUCUUCCUCUGCUCCUUCCUGAUGCUGAACCUGUUUGUGGCUGUCAUAAUGGAUAACUUUGAGUACCUAACCAGAGACUCCUCCAUCCUGGGGCCUCAUCACCUCGAUGAGUUCAUCCGGGUUUGGGCUGAGUACGACCCGGCUGCAUGUGGCCGUAUCAAGUACCUCGAUAUGUAUCAGAUGCUGCUCCACAUGUCCCCACCCUUAGGUUUGGGAAAGAAAUGUCCGCCAAGAGUCGCCUACAAGCGCCUCGUCAAAAUGAACAUGCCGAUCGCUGAGGACACCACGGUCCACUUCACCUCCACCCUGAUGGCCCUGAUCCGCACCGCCCUGGAGAUCAAACUGGCUUCAGGCAUGCUCGCUCAGCGGUUAUCUGACGAGGAGUUAAAGAAGGAGCUGUCCACAGUGUGGCCCAGCCUGUCUCAGAAGACCAUGGACCUGCUGGUGACGCCACAUAAACCCAAUGAGCUGACAGUGGGGAAGGUUUAUGCGGCUCUCAUGAUCUUUGAUUACUACAAGCAGAACCGAGCAAAGAGGCUGCAGCUGCUGCAGCAGCAGCAACAACAGGGCAUGUCAGGCUCCCAGUGCAAGGUCGGGGCUCUGUUUAAGCCAUUGCUGCCUCUGACUCACAUGCAGGAGAAAGAUCUGCCUAUGAUGUCAAACAGUGUGGAGCCUCCCAGCAUGCUUCAGUCCAAAUCCCAUGCCAAGUCCCAGCCACAGACCAGACCUAGCUCCAACUCCCUGAACAACGGAGGCACGCUGCCGGCUCAUGACCAAAUCAAGGCUUCUGCUUCCUGGGUGAUGGACAAACCCAAGGAAGCUCCAAAAGGUAAAACUAAGAAAAUCUCGUCCAGAGGCCCCUCAGAGGACACGCCAGACAAUGACGCCAAUAUGGAGUCCGUAGAGAUGAGGAAGAUGGAGACCAGUGCCAGCAGUACAAUCCCAGUCCCUGUUUCAGGUCUGGAGAAUCAGGGCAGAGCUGCUUCAAUGCCUCGACUCAAUGCUGAGCUGCAGCGGAGCCACUCACGCCACUCUCCAGGGACCAUUCUAGCUUCUGUCCCUGAUGCCAGCCCCAUGAAGCGCUCAGCCUCCACCGUAGCCCCACAGCGUCCCCAAGAGGUCAACCUGAGGGACUACACCCUGGAGAAACCCAACCAGGACCGACCCCACCACCAUCACCACCACCACCGCUGCCACCACCGCAGAGACAAAGACAGAGACAGAGAACGAGACAGAGAGAAGAGGCAGAGGUCUCUGGAUACACCUCCUGGUGGCCAAGCACCCGGCGCUGCUGGAGCUGCAGGGGAGCCAGCGUCUGACCCGGCUGCCUCCAGAGAGCGCGCACAUGACCGGGGACGCUCCCACGAGAGGAAACAUCACCCCUCCUCUGCGGAUAAACAACGCUACUACUCCUGUGACCGCUACUGCAGCCGGGAACACUGCCACACCAAAUCAGCCACCGCCAGCUGUGCCGUCUCCCCCAGCGAGGGGCAGGAAACCAGCAACAAGCAGGGCAGUGGUUGGGUUAGAGGCAGCCCAGUGGCUCUGAGCUCCAGUUCUAGCACGCCAAGCCGCGGACGCCGGCAGCUCCCCCAGACCCCCCUCACCCCGCGGCCCGGGGUGGCCUACAAGACUGCCAACUCUUCCCCCGUGCACUUUGUGUCCAGCCAGGCCUCUCUGAGUCCCGGCCGGCUGAGCCGUGGCCUGUCGGAGCACAACGCCCUCCGUCACAGCGGCUCCCGUCACGUCCCCUGCCCCGUCACUCGUAUCAGCUCCGAGCCCUUUCUAGGCCAGGGCCAAGGCGAGGCCCUGGACAGCCUCUACGGCAGCCUGCGGGACCAGCUGGACGUCUUCGAGGACUCUGGGUCGCUGUCCCCCGGCCCCCACGCCAGACGCUCCUCUCGGACCGCACUGCCUCACCCGACGGGAGCCCUGCUCCCCGCUCCGCAGCAGAACCUCGGGGUGCCUAACGGGUAUCAUUUCAGCUUCGGGGGCAGCAGCAGCCCGGGUUCUGGCAGCAGGUCACCCAGGUAUUACCAGGAGGCAGAGGAGGACGAAUGGUGCUAGCAUGGCUUUUAAACCAACUUUUUUAAUGCAUUUUUGAGGAAUUGUGAUGAGUUUUAUCAUCUUCUUUGAAGGCUUUAGUUUACAUCGUCACUGUGUGUGUUGGAAUCCUAACAUGGAGAGGUGAUGUUAGGGAGGAGAUCUCAACAGGGAGCAGCGGGAAAAAUAUGAAUGUGAACAAAAAAAGGUUUGUCUUUAUCAAAGGGCACGUAGCAUCGUAAAAGAGAAGAGUAAACCUUUUUUCAAUAUCAGACGUGUUACAGAUGUUUGGAUUGCUUAGACGUCAUGCUUUUGUUGACAACACCAUUGACUCUCAAACCGCUUUACAUGAAAGACCCCGACUAGACAUUAAGAUCAGAGUAACCUAGAAGAAAAGAUCCAAAGACAUCUUUUGGAUGUAAAUAAACCACACUGAAUAAACCUAGUUGUUUGCACUGUACAAGCUGCUUCACUCCAAACACAAUUCUUCGAGUAAGGUUGAAUUCUCAGCCGCUAACUUUUUGACUACUUUUGCUAAAAGCAAUUCACAAAUUCCAAAAGCUUCAGGUGUUUCUGCAGUUUAAACUGUAGAUUAUGUUUGCAGGCUUUAUAACCUGUUCUGUAAACCUGCCUGAGUUUAUUAAGCAAAGACCUACAAGCUAUGAUGUAAUCUAUGCUUACUAUAGAUCACUGUUUACACCAAAUCCACAUUUUCUAGCAGCCCUACGUAAACCUAUACAUCAUAGACACAACCCUCUUUGAGCCAAUCGGCUUAUGUCUGAUAAAAAAUUAGAAUCUGUGGGUAACUGCCAGUAUUUCUGGGCUUCUGGUGCCGUCACUCUUAUGCCCGGAUAAGUAUUCAGAUAUCAGGGCGAAAACUUCUUCAAUCUACCGGCUACUGUCAAAGUCUGACUUGGUGUUGGAGUUAAGGGAUAAGGAUAUGACCUGUUUGUUAUCUGCAGUAAAAAUGCAGAAUUUCUAAAAAGUUUGAUUCUUGUCUUCCAUCUCUCUGCUCCCCACACACAAAGCAUGCUCAGUUGUGAUUGGUCAAUACUUCCCUGACUGCUUAUCAGAAGACAUCACCACAUUUGCACUCCUGACAAUUUCAAAAAAAAAUUAGAAAAUUUAAAAAAAUUAAAAGACUUUCCCUAAGACAUGACAUCCAAAGAACGUUGAGGAAGUGGCAAAUAAAGGAACAGAGUCGACCACUAUAAUGACAAUUUUUGCUUUUAUAUCAACGGUAUAGGUAGUUCUAUAUAUUAAAAAUAUUUUUAAAAGAGUGGGGAAGAACAUUCUUAAAAACAGGAAAACAUAAUGAAGAUGUUUAGUUACAUGCGCAGAGAUCACACUUCUGAGCUCGUAGAAAAAGUCAGGGUUAAGUCAGAGUGAAACAUGUGUCUGUUUACGCUCACACAUGCAGCUCAUCCAAAACAUUUCAGGACAUUUGUGCAUGUGUAAAAGAACUACAAGACAUCUGCACGUCUGACAUACAAAGCCAUCUUCUCCUUCACCUGAAGUGUCUGCAUUCAUAUGUAGAUAUCUGUUCACUAAGCAUACAUACACAGUAAUACAAAAGGAAACCCUUAACACCAUAAAAGGAAUCAGGCUGGAGACAACACCACACACACGAUGAGUUUCUGAAUCAGCUGCUUAAUUUACACAUCUGUUGUUGUAAACCAUUAUAACAGAACACAGCACAACCUGCUGUCUGUCAGGCUUGUUAUUAAAAGCUUUAAAUGAACUCUCUGACAGUAGCUGUGGAGCGUUUGGGAGUCUCUAUGGCGGAGUCAACAGAAAGUGAUGAAAACAGGACAAAAAGUAGGUUAGUGAAAUGAGACUUUAUGUCACUGUACAAACAGCUGUGUGUUCUUUAGUUACGGACUUUUACCAUUCCAUGAUGAUGCCUAAUCCUUUACGACAUUCCCUCUGUGUCGGUCGAACAGAUGACGUGUUGUCACACGGACAGCCGUGAUUGUUUUGUUUUCUUCCAGAUUUGAAGAGAAAAAAGCGAUGCAUGUGAGUGAGAAAGUAUCCGACUGACUGAUUUGUUUUCUAUCAGAGUUCCUUGUAGAUGUUGUCUUUUCAUUGUGUGCAUUUUUUUGUAUGACGUGAAAAAAACAAAAAAAAACAAGGAUGUGUUUUAGUGUGAACUGCUUACGGUUUGCCAUCGUUUCAGGUCUAAUGUUUCUUACAGACUUCUUUGCGAUGUUUUCAAACAAAGUGCCUCUCCUUUUAGAUAUACUGUAGAAGAAGAAAACAAACAAAAAAAAUGCAACGUCAACUGUUUUCUAAUGCAUCCACUUCGGUGUAGAUGUUUGAUUCAUUCUGUUUGUAGCUCUGCAGGAAAACAUGUUGUACAGGAAGCCUUAUCUGCAAGCAGAGGAAUGAUAACACUUAAGAUGGAAAAUGACCUCAUGGCAGUCGAUCAUAUUAUCUUUUUUUUUUUAUCAACCAUAAAAUCAAGCGAAGGGUCGGGGAGCAAGAAUCAACUUUACGGAACCGCCAUGCGAGCAUUUAAAACUCUGCAUAAAUAUAUACCAUAGAUCCAGUAACAUUAAUGCAAAUAACACAUUCUGCAUGUUUUGACGGUCGGCUAUCUGCCCUGACCACCCAGUAGGGUUUAUUGUUUUUGUAUUUCAUAAGGAUGGUAAGAAGCUGAGCCUUGCAAGCACAAGCAAGGGAGGAGGAUUAGAGGGCGUGCACUUCCUGAUUUUGGACCCAGAGUAGCAAAAGAGGGAUCCAGUCGGAGUCUUUAUGCAUAUUUAGGUCACAACAGGCCCUGUGAGUGUGUGUAUGUGUGUGGAUUAACAACCAACACUGGUGUGUACAUCUACUGUUAAACAUAUCAUUUGCAUUUCUACGUUCAGUUUGUUGUUUUCCUGUUUGUUUUUUCCUGUUUGUUAUAGAUAACUGGUGGUUUCAUCUCCAGAUAGUUCAGGCUGAGAAACAAAACAAAAACAUUUCAACCACAAAGUUUGGCAGGAUGUUUGUUGAGCUCUGUGAGCGUCACAACGAUGCUGUUUCGAUUUCACCCAGGACAGUUUAAAAAAAUAUCUAGGUCUUAACUUUAGGGGAAACAUUUAAAGUAAUUGGUAAUUAAGAUUACAAAAAAAAUUAUUUGGUAUUUCAUAAUUGUGGAUCCACUACAUUGCUAUUGUUAUACAAACUGGACGUUCAUUAGGUUUCUCUUUAGCCAGCAUAUCCAAAAAGUUGACCCAAUGGGAGCCAAUGAGAAAGCACAUCAGGCAUACAAGAAUCUGUGCAACCCGGGACAUGAGGUCUGCAGCAGCAGAAUAUAUAUAUUUUUUUUUGGAUUUCAUACUUCAACAUGGUGGCAUUUUUUUUUAGCUGUGUCCCAAUUCAGUACCACAUACUGGCUCUAUGCAGGUAAAUGUAGCUUGUUUGCUCUGGACGAACAAGUAAGACAGGAUGUUCAAAGAUGUCAUACAUCCUAAAUCUGCUUGUCUUUUUCUCGUGCUUUAAGUGCAAUGUAAAAGUGAAACCCUUUUAAGGAGAGCUUCAAUGUGUGGUACAAGAAGCUCUCUCAGAUUAAACACACUGAAUAACCAGUGGGUUGUUUUUCUGUCAAGGACUCUCAAAUCAGUAAACUUUUUUGAUGACCUUUACUUUUGUCACAUCCCAAUUCACAAUGUAAAUAUCAACUUCCUUUCUGGGGUACAUGUUAUGUAAUGUUGACACUGCUUCGGAGGGAGUUUGUGAAUCUUUGGCAUUUCUGCACUGAUACUUUUCUGUACAUAAACUGUUACCAAUAACCUAAUAUAUCAAACAUCAUAUCUCUAGUACAUCGUAACUAUCAGUAUGAUGGUAAGACUUGGGACACAGCUGAUAUGUUCACAAUCACACCAAGAUUUGAAAGGAAGAAGUUGAGACAAUUGACAAUGUGUUGGCUUUUUAAAAGUCAUUAUUGAAACGUUUUGAAACAAAAAUACUGUAGAGGUAGGGGGUGUAAUUAGAGGUACACCAAAUUCAAAUGGCAGCCAUAUUCCUCCUACCGUAUUCAAGUUGGAUUCAUCAGCAACUGUAAAGACAGUACAGUAAAAGGACAUUAAAAAAAUCCAGACUGAUAUAUUACCUUAUUUUGAGGUUUAAAAAAGAAAAAUCAAAGACUGUAUAAAACAUGGACGUAGUCUCAGUGAUGUCAUCUAUUGGUUUCUGAAGUGGAGUUUUGAAGCUCAACAAUGGCAGUUGCCAUAUUGCAAAUGCUGCUUCAAACUAACUUUUGGUCAACCUAGAGGUGGAGCUGAAGUGGGCCUCCUAACCAACAGCUACCCUUUGCCUACCUGUCAAUAUACUCAGCCACACCCCUUAUUUUUCACAACUCUUAGCCUUAAUGUAAUCAAAACGAUAGAGUUAUGAGAAAAUUCACUCCUCGUUCAGUGUGCGCCAAUAAAGACAUGAGCCACUGAUACCAAAUAUAUUUCUUGAACCAGGCCUUAAAGAUGUUUAUUUUGUCUGUCAGAAUUUACACUUUGAUAUGGGUGUUAAUGGAGCUUAAGAGCCUUUGGCAGUAGGUCUCUAGUGGACACUCAAAGAACUGCAGUUUUGUGACUUUCAUUAUUCAACACCAAAAUGUGUUACUUGUUAAAAUUAAAAGUUUGAUCACUUAUUAGCUUCAACAGCUAAUGUUAGCAUGAGGCCACUUUCAAACUAAUUGUAAUAAUAGCUAGGAAGUGGCUGUGAAUUAGAUGUGGGCUGUUUUAUAUGGAAAUAUAAAAAAGUAGCAGGAGGAAGAUAUUCCGCAGACUUGCUCCAUGCCACAAAAAGUAUAUAGAAUCUCAUCGUUUCGACCAGACGUCUUCUACAGGAUAUGAUUGUCAUGUGGUAUUGAGCGAGUGUGCGGGCAUAUCUUCUUCUCCUCAAAUUAAAAUUUUCCCAAUGUCCCUCUGGAUUUUCACAACCAAUUGACUCUCCAGUUCUGAUGAAUAUUGAAACGGUGAAUUGAUGUCAACUUUUCAGAUUUCUUACAUAUAUGAAAGUACAAACCUGGAAAAUAGCCGGUAUCAUUUGAGCUUUUCACCCUGAACAUGAUGUCAGAGGAAAACAACUGUGAUGAAUAGGAUAUGUGUAUGUUAAAAUAAUCAAUCAGGCACUGCAGAACUAGAUAAAGUAAUACUUUCCUAAAGAUUGAUUACCAAACAACUCCUGCAGUGCACUGAAUAAUACAGAUUAUCACUAUUAAUGGUUAAAAAAUGAAUGGCUGUCUCACUGACUUCCACUUCUGGUCAACUUUGAAGGAGGAAAUUCUCCAGCUGUCGUUUUAUAAAACAUGAUAUUUGUUUCUGUUACUUGUCUUUAAUUUAGUUUUCAUCCAAUGCUGUUUACACAUCGCAGUAGUCUGCAACAUACGGAGGAGGUUUAAACCUUUCUCAUGAGCUGUGUGGCUGGAAGGUAUUUGUGAACCCUCAGCAGGUUGUAUGGGAUUGACAGGGGCCUCGUUUCUUCACCGCGACACACACACACUGCAGGGGCCAGACACAAACUGAAAGACAUGAGAGUAGGGCUAUGCAACAAGACAAACCCAUUUGUCCAUCCGUUCUGUAGCUUUACAUGCUGGUCUCUUCAGAUUCAGGCUUCAGCAUGAUUGUGACCAAAUGUUUUAUAGAAAAUACUAUGGGAAAAAAAAAAACGUGAAAAAAAUGCAAAAAGGCACAAAGUGUAGACAAGAAACAGAUUAUUUAGGAUUACAGAAACUUUACACAUAUAUUUGCAUGCAGAAUACUUACCUGGAACGGCAACUUCAAACAGCUCAAAACGGGGUGGGGGAGGGGGGGUUCAUAUGUAUACAUGGAUUACUUUUUUUUUAAAGACAGAAUACAUUUUUCUGCAGAUGCAUUGGUUAUUCUUAAUAUUCUGUUUCCGUUGUGGCAACAAAAGAAAAUCAACAAAAUACCUUUACCUUUUCAACUAUGCGUCCUCUGUAUUGCAACAAAGGAAACGUACCUGUGCCCUCGUCUGGACCUAUCUGCCACCAAACAUUACAAGUGAUCCAGUCUCUUUAUCUGCAUACCAUUGGCAGUGUAGAUGUGGCUUUUACUUGACAAAAAUGAAAAUGUUUGCAUGUUCUAACAAUGUAUGUGCAUGUAGAAAAACUUAGUACUUUUAGAUACCAUGUGUUAUUUUGUUGUUGAUUUUUAAUAUUUGAUAUAAACUGUGGGGUUUGCCGUAAAGACAGAUUUCUAUUUAAAAAACACAGUAUUGAACGUUGUUGACGGUCCCCCCCCUGUGCAGCAAAGCUGGAACAUUCCUUUAUUUGGGAUUCAGUGAAAUGUUUGUUUGCCUGAUUUUAUGUUUCUUGGCCAGACUUUGAACUCUGCAGUUGUUUCUACAUUAAACAUUUUGUAUGAAGCGAAGCUCAUUGAAAUAAAAAACAGGAUGAAAUGAA